Helobdella robusta is the source of this 2752-nucleotide messenger RNA. RefSeq lists its product as hypothetical. Gene Ontology annotation, biological process: cytoplasmic translational initiation. Gene Ontology annotation, molecular function: ATP binding; translation initiation factor activity; RNA helicase activity. Gene Ontology annotation, cellular component: cytoplasmic stress granule. The transcript has 10 exons. The coding region runs from base 115 to 1443 and encodes 442 amino acids. The record is from RefSeq and is a predicted model, not a curated record. NCBI's taxonomy places the organism in Eukaryota, Metazoa, Annelida, Clitellata, Rhynchobdellida, Glossiphoniidae.
UCUUUGUCUGAAAGCGCAAUAAUACAUCAUAAAACAAAGCGCACUGAUAUCACUGUUGUCGGUUCGACGGAAGUAUUCUAUUUCUUUUUACAGAAAGUUAUUCUUCGAGAUAUCAUGUCAUAUAGUGAAUCUGAAAAUUAUAAAAGCAGAGCACGUGAUUCCGCUGGAGCUCCAACUCGUGGUAGCAAAGAGCGUGAUUACAGCAACAGGUCAGAAGACCGCGCCAGGUCUGAUCAUAACAACAGCAGCAAUGACUAUAGUGGACCCCCUGGAAUGCAGCCUGAUGGGAUGAUUGAGAGCAACUGGGAGGAAAUAAUGGAGAAUUUUGACGACAUGAACUUACGUGAGGAACUCCUGAGAGGCAUCUACGCCUAUGGUUUUGAGAAGCCCUCGGCCAUUCAACAGAGGGCAAUCAUGCCAUGCGUCCAGGGUCAUGAUGUCAUUGCUCAGGCUCAAUCGGGAACAGGCAAGACAGCAACUUUUGCAGUGACCAUCCUUCAACAACUUGAUCCAGCCCUCAAGGAGUGUCAGGCCCUUGUCCUAGCUCCAACCAGAGAACUGGCUCAACAGAUUCAAAAAGUGGUGAUAGCCCUGGGUGAUUACAUGGAAGCCCAGUGCCACGCCUGCAUCGGGGGCACCAACGUACGAGAGGAUCUGCACAGGCUGUCAAACGGCAUCCAGAUAGUCGUCGGUACUCCCGGUAGAGUUUUUGACAUGAUCAACAGGAAGGCGCUAAACACCAGAUUCAUUCGCAUCUUCAUUCUGGAUGAGGCAGAUGAGAUGCUGUCACGUGGGUUCAAAGACCAAAUCUACGAUGUGUUUAGGACUCUCAAUGAAAAUAUUCAAGUGAUCUUGCUAUCAGCCACCAUGCCUGAAGAUGUGCUUGAAGUCACCAAGCGCUUCAUGAGGAAUCCGGUCAGGAUUCUAGUGAGGAAGGAGGAGCUAACUUUGGAGGGUAUCAGGCAGUUCUACAUUGAAGUCGAGCAAGAGGAAUGGAAGCUUGAUACUCUGUGUGACCUGUACGAGACACUGACCAUAACACAAGCUGUCAUCUUCUGCAACACCAGGCGUAAGGUCGAGUGGCUGACGGAGAAGAUGCACAGUAGAGAUUUUACAGUCUCUGCUAUUCACGGAGACAUGGACCAAGGUCAGAGGGACGUGAUCAUGAGGGAGUUCAGAUCCGGGUCGAGUCGUGUCCUCAUCACUACUGACCUUCUGGCUAGGGGCAUCGACGUACAGCAAGUGUCGUUGGUCAUCAAUUAUGACCUGCCAACAAAUAGGGAGAAUUAUAUUCAUAGAAUUGGGCGAGGCGGUCGGUUCGGUAGGAAGGGGGUUGCGAUAAACUUCAUGACAUCAGAGGAUAGGAGGACUCUGAAGGACAUAGAGACCUUCUACAAUACCCAGAUUGAUGAGAUGCCCAUGAACGUUGCUGACCUCAUCUAGGUCUUGUGGUGUUGUUUGUUGUUGACGUUUGUUUAGAUCAAUCAGUCAGGGGUAGAGUUCCAUGGAGUUGAUUGAUUGAUGUAAGCCGUUAUUACUUAGUUGAUGAGUUGACAUGAGGAAGAAAAAGUAAAAAUAAAAAAAGAUAGUUCAGGAGAGAUAGAGAGAGAGAGAGAAUUUAAAUAAAAUAAAUGAAAAUAUUAAUAAUUAUUUUUUAAGAUGGAUGAUAUAAAUGAAUGAAAGUUACUAUCCCUCUUUUUUAAAAAUAUCGAAUUUUUAUUAUUUUUUUUUGAGAUGCUAGUGACAAAAGAUUGUUGUUUUGGAAAAAAUUCUCUUUUUGUUGUGCUAUAAUAAUUAUAUUAUUUAAAACUAAUGUGUUUUUUGGAAAGAUUUAAUUUUUUAAGGUUUAACAUUUUCAUUGAUACGGUCUCCUUUUGGCUAAUCUAAUAAAUCUUUUGAACUAUCAAAAUUGGGUUUUCACUAAUUGCAUCUUGAAGUAUAUUUUAUAAGCUAUAGGUUGAUGUGUGUGUAUUUGUAUGUGUGAUUUUGUGAUUGUGUGUCUGUGUGUGUAUUGGUAGUUUUAAUUCGUUGAUUGCCUAUAUUUUUAUUGUUAACAAUUCAAUAUCUUGUUAAAAUGUAAGCAUGAGUGUUUAUAUAAUAUUUGUAUAUGAGAGUAUUAUAUAUAUUUGUUGGUUAUUUGUAUACAAGUAUAUAUAUAUAUAUAUAUAUUAUAAAUAUAUAUAUAUAUGUGCGUUUUUGUAUAAGUAAUGCAUAUACACACUUUGUAUAUAAAUAAUUGUGUGUAAUAUAUGUAUGUGUAUAUACGCUAGUGUGCGUGCAUGAAUGUGUACAUGUGCUUGUGUAUUUAUGUAUGUAUGUGUGUCUGUGUGUGUUUGUGUAUGCAAAUGUAAAGUGAUUGUAGACUAAUUAUAUAUAAUUUAAUUAUAUAUAUAUAUAUAUAUAAUUAUAACGUUUAUUCGUUAGUUUUUUUCUUAUUAAUGCUGAUUUAAAUUUUAUAAUAUAAAGUAAGAAAAUAUGCAAGAAGAUAAAAAUAAUUUAGCCUGGGAUGAUUUCAAUGUACGCAUAUGAUAGGAAAUUUUUUAAUUAUUUUCACAAUUACUAUUAUUAUGAUUAAAGUUAUUAUUAAUGUUAAAAUUAUUAAUGAUGUUGGAAUUAUUAUGAUUAUAAUUAUUAUUUAUUUUGAAAUUAUUAUUAUUAAUGUUGGAAUUAUUAUUAAUGUUUCUUCAGUGCAAAUGAAAAUAAAAUAUAUUGAUGAUGACGACCUUGUAGUAGAAUAAAAUGGAUAAAAUAG